AUGGACUCAGUUUACCCUUCUUCCUCUGCAACCAUUUCUCUGAAGCCUCCACGUAACUCGGAUUCAAACUCGUUUUCGGGUUCCGGAAAUUGGGUUACGAGCUCUUCUGGUUCGGAUCACAAAGUCGGGUCCUUUUCUCGUUCCCUGAUGGAAAAAAAGCUUCAUAAGGUUGUGGUCGGUGACGCUGGUUAUGUGCUCGAAGAUGUUCCUCAUUUCUCUGAUUACAUUCCUCAUCUCCCUACCUACCCAAAUCCAUUGCAAGACAAUCCUGCAUACUCAGUCGUCAAGCAGUACUUUGUUAAUGUGGAUGAUACUGUUGCCCAAAAGAUUGUUGUUCACAACAAUAGUCCGAGGGGCACACAUUUUCGGCGUGCUGGACCACGUCAAAAGGUGUAUUUUGAAUCAGAUGAUGUUCAUGCUUGUAUUGUGACAUGUGGGGGCCUGUGCCCUGGGCUCAACACAGUGAUUAGGGAGAUAGUUUGUGGUUUGCACCAUAUGUAUGGUGUAAAGAAAGUUCUGGGAAUUGAUGGAGGAUACAGGGGUUUCUACUCUUGUAACACAAUUUCUUUGACCCCUAAGAGCGUGAACGAUAUCCAUAAGCGUGGUGGAACCAUCCUUGGAACAUCACGAGGCGGCCACAAUACCUCAAAGAUCGUUGACAGCAUUCAAGACCGUGGAAUCAAUCAGGUUUACAUAAUUGGAGGAGAUGGAACCCAGAAGGGGGCAUCUGUGAUAUAUGAGGAAAUUAAAAGACGUGGUCUCAAAGUGGUAGUUGCUGGAAUCCCCAAAACCAUUGAUAAUGACAUUCCGGUUAUUGACAGGUCCUUUGGCUUUGACACUGCCGUGGAGGAGGCUCAACGAGCAAUUAACGCGGCCCAUGUUGAAUCUGAAAGCGUUGAGAAUGGAAUUGGCGUUGUGAAGCUGAUGGGCCGGUAUAGUGGGUUCAUUGCUAUGUAUGCAACUCUUGCAAGCCGAGAUGUAGAUUGUUGCUUAAUUCCAGAAUCACCUUUUUAUCUGGAAGGUCCUGGUGGACUUUUCGAAUACAUAGAGAAACGACUCAAAGAAAAUGGGCACAUGGUUAUUGUCAUCGCUGAAGGUGCUGGGCAGGAGCUUCUUUCUGAGAUCAUGCAUUCUAUGGCCAAAGAGGAUGCUUCAGGAAACAAGCUUCUCCAAGAUGAUCAUUUUUCAAAAAGGAACAAAAUGACCAUAAACCUCAAAUAUAUAGAUCCUACGUAUAUGAUUCGAGCUGUUCCAAGCAAUGCCUCUGAUAAUGUGUACUGCACACUCCUUGCUCAAAGUGCUGUCCAUGGAGCAAUGGCAGGUUACACAGGAUUUACAGUCGGGCCUGUCAAUGGGAGACAUUCUUAUAUACCUUUCCAUAGAAUCAUUGAGCAGCAGAACAAGGUUGUGAUAACUGACAGAAUGUGGGCUCGGCUCCUAUCUUCCACAAACCAGCCAAGUUUUUUGAGUGCUAAAGACGUCAUUGAGGACAAGAAAGAAGAACUGCCAAGCCAGUUGUCGGAUCAUCAAAAUGGUUUAAAAGACAAUUUGGUGAAGAAGGAAAUCAGUUAUGCCCUGUAA
Prunus armeniaca (apricot) is the source of this 1581-nucleotide messenger RNA. Lineage: Eukaryota; Viridiplantae; Streptophyta; Magnoliopsida; Rosales; Rosaceae. The record is from the annotation of a GenBank genome assembly.